Molecule: messenger RNA, 1759 nt
Organism: Aspergillus steynii IBT 23096
Lineage: Eukaryota; Fungi; Ascomycota; Eurotiomycetes; Eurotiales; Aspergillaceae
Product: putative pyruvate dehydrogenase E1 component alpha subunit
Exons: 4
Coding region: 475-1683 (402 amino acids)
Biological process (GO): pyruvate decarboxylation to acetyl-CoA
Cellular component (GO): intracellular membrane-bounded organelle
Molecular function (GO): pyruvate dehydrogenase (acetyl-transferring) activity
Source: RefSeq, a predicted model, not a curated record
CAACAACAGAAUAAAACGGUGGUUCGGUCUAUUGAUCACUAUCAUCAGAGAUCUAUUAUUGGCGGUUCUGCUUCUAACUUCUAUGAGAAAUCACAUAAUAAGCCGAUUCGCGCUCAAUACUUCCCAAAAAUACUAACCAUUGAUUAUUGUUGGUCUGGUUGGCAAGAACUACAGAGAGGUCCAGCUGCCAUCGUGUCCGUAGGACGUGCAUUCCACCGCAUCUCAUGUUUCUGACGAUCAGUGGCAAGCUGUAAUGCAUCCGCUUUCCACUACAAGCGGUAUCCCAAGAUCGAUUCUUGUUACGGUGGACUGGGGUAUUGCGUCAUAGCGACGUUAUGCAUGGACUGAACGCAGCAGCGCUCAUUACUCCUACAUUCCGCCAGCAUCAUUUCAAUCGUUCCUAUACAUCCCAAUACUACUCAAUUACACUCUUCAAUCUUUAAUAAUAAUUAGGAGAAGCGAGCGAACAAAACCAUGCUUUCAAGAUCAUUAAGACGAGCAGGCGCCCUUCCCUGGGUGCGCUCGUCGAUCCCUCGUCCCGGACGUCGCUGUAUGGCGAGCGUUGCGAAUAUGGACGAUAUUCCUACGGAAGACGACCGACUCUUCAAAGUCCCUAUUUCAGAACAAAGCUACUCAACAUAUAAUUUCGACCCGCCGCCAUACUACGUGGAGACGACCAAAAACGAACUUAAACAAAUCUUCCGCGACAUGUCGAUGAUCAGACGUAUGGAGUUAACCGCUGACGGGCUCUACAAGGAGAAGAAGAUCCGGGGAUUCUGCCAUCUGUCCACGGGUCAGGAGGCCGUUGCCGUUGGCAUUGAGCAUGCGAUCACCAGGAGUGACAAGUUAAUCACGGCAUACCGGUCCCAUGGGAACACGCUGAUGCGUGGAGGGACCGUUGAGUCCAUCCUUGGGGAGCUACUCGGGCGCCGAGGCGGCAUCUCGUAUGGAAAAGGCGGCUCGAUGCAUAUGUUCUCCGAGGGCUUUUACGGUGGCAACGGGAUUGUAGGAGCUCAUGUCCCUCUCGGUGCUGGCAUCGCAUUGGCUCAACAGUAUAACGACACGAAAAAUGUCACCAUCGAUCUAUAUGGCGAUGGAGCUGCAAACCAGGGACAGGUUCACGAGACAUUUAACAUGGCCAAGCUGUGGAACUUGCCUGUGAUUUUUGGCUGUGAAAACAACAAGUAUGGCAUGGGCACUUCGGCUGAUCGAGCUUCUGCCAUGACCGAGUACUACAAACGCGGCCAAUACAUCCCCGGACUGCAGGUAGAUGGAAUGGACGUCCUUGCCGUUCUCUCGGCCGUCAAACAUGGCAAGAAAUUUGCCCUAGACGGAAAUGGGCCUCUAGUAUACGAGUUCGUCACCUAUCGCUACGCAGGACACUCCAUGUCCGACCCGGGAACCGCCUACCGGAGUAGAGAUGAACUUCAGACCCAGCGAUCGAACGACCCUCUCACCAACUUCCGGGAUAGAUUGAUCGACUGGGGUGUAUUCACCCAGGAGGAAGCCAAGUCCAUCGACAAGGAAGUGCGGGAGAAGAUGAACAGUGCGAAGGCCGAGGCUGAAAAUAUGCCCGAGCCCGAGCAACGGAUGGAUAUCCUAUACGAGGACAUUUAUGUCCGCGGUAGCGAGCCUCGACAAAGACGAGGGCGAACCAUCGAUGAAACCUUCUACCAGGGUUAAAUUUGGCGUCCAGCUACUGAUAUCAAGGCAUUCUCUCGUAUCACAUGUGCAUAGAACUCGGGAAAGGCACACGAAC